AUGGAAGUGAAUAGUGAGCGUCGCGAGCAGACACAGCGCUUAUUUGUUCCUUCCAGCAAUAUGAAGGUAGCUUAUUUCGAAGAAAUCGUCGUUCCCUCUGCCACGAUAGAUCCGAUAGUUGCGAAUUAUUGUACACACAGGGGAACACCGACGAUUAAUUAAAAUCUGGAUCUGGUAACGGCCGCGCAUUUGUCGAUAGAACGAGGUACACAUAUAGAGGGAACUAAAUUACUUCCCCUUCGUUUCUCAUCGAGCGAUUUUUACUGGUGGAAGGAAGAACGUUUCCAAUUUCGCAGGGAACAAAUGAUGAAAAAUUCGAUCUGUGAUAAAAGCGGACCGUGCAUUCCGCUCGCAGUAAGUUGAAAUUUUUAGUCGUUUUCCACCCACGUAGUAAGGGCACCAGGGAGGUGGAGAUCCCUGGUCGUUACAGGCGAAUCCUUCUUUUUCCUGGUUCCCGGUGGUUCACGACCAAUUCCGGCCACGGAUCAUUUUUGUUAACGAGACUUUUUUACCGGCUCUUCAGGUGUCGUGGAUCAAACGAAAGAACGUCCAGGAGUUACUGACCGUAGGACUGACAACGUACGCCAACGACGAGCGAUUCCAGGCAAUUCAUUUCCACCACAGCGAGGAUUGGACUCUUCAAAUAAAAUACGUUCAACCAAGGGAUGCUGGAUUGUACCAGUGCCAAGUAUCCACCCACCCACCCACGAGUGUAUUUCUGUUCCUCGAGGUUGUCGGUAAGCGUGAUAUUAAACACCGAUAUAAGCUAUUCGCGUGUGGCCUCUGGCCGAUUUUCGGUUAUCGCGGCCUCUCCAAUUCCCUUCCCUCCUCCUCCGAUUCUCCAGUUUUAACGGUAAGCUGCUCACGUCUGACGCGUCACGUUCUGCCAUUUGCAGAGGCCAGAGCAGAGAUAGCCGGUGCCUCGGAAAAGUUCGUGAGGCCAGGUAGCACCCUGCAGCUUCACUGCCUCGUGAAAAAAUCGACCGAGACGCCUUCCUAUCUAUUCUGGUACCAUAACUUCCGGAUGAUCAACUACGACAUCGAUCAGGGGGUCAAUGUCAGCACCGAUCUGGCGGGCCGUGAGAGCUGGCUGGAAGUGCCCCAUGCGUCUGAUCGUCAUUCCGGAAAUUACACCUGCGAGGCGAGUAACGCGCAACCGGCGCGGGUGUUGGUGAACGUGUUCAAAGGAGAUAAUCCAGCGGCGAUGCAGCACAGUAUCGCGUCCUCGCCAUCUGUCAUGGCCUGCAGCGCGCUAUUGAUGAUGUUCACCACGUUGAAGCUGGUGCUGCAUUCCACUGUCACGAACUGA
Messenger RNA from Heterotrigona itama, 1309 nucleotides. The record is from the annotation of a GenBank genome assembly. NCBI's taxonomy places the organism in Eukaryota, Metazoa, Arthropoda, Insecta, Hymenoptera, Apidae.